Botrytis cinerea B05.10 is the source of this 2665-nucleotide messenger RNA. RefSeq names its product Bcxbp1 (gene Bcxbp1). Bases 747 to 2585 code for a protein of 612 amino acids. Gene Ontology annotation, molecular function: transcription regulator activity; DNA binding. The record is from RefSeq and is a predicted model, not a curated record. Gene Ontology annotation, cellular component: SBF transcription complex; MBF transcription complex. Lineage: Eukaryota; Fungi; Ascomycota; Leotiomycetes; Helotiales; Sclerotiniaceae. The transcript is spliced from 4 exons.
GGUAAACAUUGCUUCUUUCUUAGUGUAGUGAAACGUCUUGCCUCGAUAUGCUCUGCAAUCCAUAUGCGGAAUGCUUGGUGGUUCUGUUGGCUUUUUAUGUUGACGGGCACGGGAGCGGCGAAUCUGAAUAGAAGCUUCUUAAAUGUCGUUUGGAUUUAUGGUCUCGUUAUCUUGGCCUUUGUCGAUUCAAGGAAAAUUCCACGCCUUGAAGCUGUAGAAAUUGACAGAUAUCAUUUCCUUCGCCUUGUUAAAAUACCAAGUAGGCCAUCCCUGCCCAACUUACCCCGGAGUCUGCAAUUGCUAAGUGGAUGCCUCUUAUUUUCGAGCUUUGGAAGAGCGGUGGGCACCAACAAACGGACGAUUGACAUUUUACUGGUCGAUUCUCAGACAACUGCCAACAAAGACUGCCUCCAGUUCGAGAAUAUCGAUUUGAUCCAAAGACAUCCAUCCUUGGACUGCAGGAACUGCAUCGCUAGUUGACACCGACGAAAGUGAAGCCGUUGAAGCUCGUUCAUUAUUGUGCUUCAAAUCUCUUCAUAAGGAUCCAAGAACAGUCCAUUACUGUUUUCCUGUUUGCCAGAUUCAAACACUAAUUCUUCUCAUUUACUGAACCGAGAAAUUUGGAAAUUACCUAGCCCUCGUUUCUUUUAGAGAAUUCGUUCGCUUUCGACAAAAGAAGUAUUCAGCCUGCAGAUUUAGAGGAAACAAGAUUCUGUUGAACUCAUUUCCACCACUCACCGCCCACUAUGCUCUCCGUAGCAUCGCUACUCAAUCCUGCUAAGUCAGAACCGCGAAGCACUCGAAUAUCAUCAAGUCCUCCAUCGUCGCUUUGUACCUCAUCGCCCUCUUAUGGGCAUACCCUAUUACCCAUCCAAUCUUCAUCUAUCAAGAAACAAAAGAUGGCUAAGGACGGCGCAGUUUUCGCCAAGGGUGCUAAGAUUAAGGGCGAUGUAAAUUUUCCACCGUUUGAACAUCUGAGCGAGGAGACUAUGCGAGAAGUCUCAAAAUUCCAAGUGUAUCCAUUGGGUAAGAUUCAAGAUUAUUGCCGCCAUAUCCCUUAUAAUAGUGAGAAAAAGAACUUCUUGGAAAAGACUGGUCGAGAGAGUUUCGAAGUAUUUCAAUACACAUUCAAACUUCCUGGUGAGGAUAGAGUGUACACUGUUAUGUGGGAUUAUAAUGUUGGGCUCGUUCGCAUCACUCCUUUUUUUAAGUGCUGUAAAUAUUCCAAGACGACUCCGGCCAAGAUGCUCGGGUUGAACCCAGGCCUAAAGGAAAUCACGCACAGCAUCACUGGUGGCGCUUUAGCAGCCCAAGGUUACUGGAUGCCAUAUUCCUGCGCUCUCGCCGUUUGCACUACCUUUUGUUCCCACAUCGCCCCAGCCUUGAUUCCUAUCUUCGGUCCCUCCUUCCCAUCUCAGUGCGUCUCACCCGACGCUCCAGAACAUGGCCGUAUGAUUAUCGACCCCAACAUAAUCCAUGCCGCCACCGCAGAAGCCGAAUCUUACCGUCUCCAGUACACAUCCUUCACCCCCAAAUCCUCCACUAACGUUACACCUCGCGACUCUGUCAGCCCCCAACAGCAAAGCUCUAACUAUCUUAUUCGCACUAACGUCAUGACGCCGCCAACUAGUUCAAGUAGUCAUCUCGAACGAAGACUGAGACUUAAAAGACCAUAUGGUGGCGAGAGUCCUUAUGCGGAGAGCAAUACCGAUCACGAUGCUGCGAGCGAGACAUCAAGUGGUGAUGCUGCAUACUUUUGUUCGCCAGUAACUCCUACAUCCGGCCAUGCUGGUGCAAGUUGGGGCAUUCAUGCGAGAUCGUAUCUUCCCAACGGUCCUUCACAUUCCUUGUCAAAUGCGAUGAACCAUCAUCAGCAUCAGAACAUCAAUUCCCAUUCUGCUAAUGCAGGAAUUAACAUCUCCGGGAUGGGAAUGGGGAUGGGUGAUCAUGGUCUGGGUCACAACAAGGGUCUUCAUUAUGGCCAUACUCAUAAUCAUAAAUUGAUGAACCCGCACAUGAGUGUGAAUGGUGCCAUGGUUGUUGGGCACAACGGCACAAAUCCAUGGUUAAGUGCCAUUCCGCGAAGUAUAGGCGGACUCGCCGACAUGACAGCUAGCUGGAGAGCCAAGCGACGUGCGGAGGAAUUAGAUGGAAAUAUCUCCGAUGAAAGAGAUAGAGAAAGAGAGCGAGAUAUUCACCGUUCUCAUCCCACAGACGAAGAAUACGAUGGUGAAGAAAGCGCUAGUGCUACUGGUGAUGAAAAAAGUCCUAUCGCCGACGAUAGAACGAUUACCUUUGGUCCUCGCGCACACGUAACGAACAUGACGCGAAACCAUCAGUAUAACACAAUGGCGAGAGAAGAAAUCUCGGGAGAGAAAAUCACAAACGCAGCUGGCGAUGAAAAGAAGGCAGCUUGGCUCUUGAUGAAACUUAGUGUUAAAGAUGGCGAAGCAGGUGCUGCAUUACCUUCUUUGCCGAGCGUAUCGGCGGUAGGCACACCGUUGAUGGGAAGCGCGAAGUGGAUUAAAGAUGAGGGAGAUAGUGAUGGGCCGCGAGUCAAGAGAAGAAGAGCGCUUAGUAUGUGAGAGAGAAGUUCUCAGAGAUGGUUUUGCUCAAGAUUCAUCUUCAUCUUUGUGUUGGAUGAAUCGAGCUGGGAUGAGUACCA